This is a messenger RNA of Rhodofomes roseus, 357 nucleotides long. RefSeq lists its product as uncharacterized. Gene Ontology annotation, biological process: regulation of DNA-templated transcription. The transcript is spliced from 2 exons. The record is from RefSeq and is a predicted model, not a curated record. Gene Ontology annotation, molecular function: DNA-binding transcription factor activity, RNA polymerase II-specific; zinc ion binding. NCBI's taxonomy places the organism in Eukaryota, Fungi, Basidiomycota, Agaricomycetes, Polyporales, Fomitopsidaceae. Bases 1 to 357 code for a protein of 118 amino acids.
AUGCAACAGGACUACCACGGUGGUUCAGAUGACAUCGCUCAGUCUUCUGCCCCGCUGGCUUCCCCGUACCAAGUACUCUCCAUACCAACCGCUCCCCCGCCGCCUCCCCCCGCACCUCUACGUCAUUCUGCACCUGUCGAGGACACGCCCAAGAAGCCGCUCACCCUCGCGUGCUUCUUCUGUCGUAAGCGCAAGAUUGCAUGCGGCAGUCCGCCCCCAGGGAAGAAGGACAGGACGUGCAAUCAGUGCGCGAGGCGUAAUCUCAAGUGCGUCUACCCCGAGGCGUCGAGGCGUGGGAUGAGGCCUAAGCUGCUGUACGACCGAGAGACAUUGCCCGUCCCUGCUAUCCUGUCAUGA